CUCAGGAUACCCGUGCUUUCGAGCUAUGCGGAGGGCCUAGAAAGCCAUGUUCGAGAGCGAUAUUUAAAGAAAAUUUCUGUGGUCGGUGUCGAUCCAGCAGCCAUUCCAAAGGAGCAGUUCCACUCAGAAUGUUUGCCCCCGAUUGAAGUCUCGGACCUUCUUUCCUAUUUAGUUCUCGAGGCAAGUUAUUAUACAAAUAAGCAGCUUAAAGCUUUCAAAAGUCUUGAAGCGUACAAGCAAGUGGUGUCUGGCUUCGUAAACUCGGUUCAAGGAGCAGAGAUUCUCAACAAGAUUGUUGUUGUGGCGAAGGUGAAACAUUCGCAACGGAUGAACGAUCCUCUGAUAGACAUUUGGAUCAUCGCAGAAAGUGAUGUUACCAUUCUUUCAGCUCAUUGCUUAGGCUGCAAGGCAGGCCUUGCUAAAUCCUGCUCGCACGUAGCAAGUGUCCUUUUCUAUAUCGAAGCAGUGACAAGAAUCCAAGGGAAACUCGCAUGUACUCAAACUAAGUGCACGUGGAUUCUGCCAACGUAUGUUAGAGAAGUGCCGUACUCGAAGGUGCGGGAUAUCGACUUUUCGUCCGCGAAAAAGCUUAAAAAGACGCUGGACCAAAGAAUCGACUCCCUGCACCCAAAUUUCGGGGAACAACAGAAAAACUCAGCGGAGAAGGACGAUCUAAGUUCGCCCAUCGCGUCUCUAUCAGGAGAAGAAAUGCAGGCUGUGUAUGCGAAGCUAAAUGCUUGCAAAAUUAAAGCUGCUGUUCUCAGCUUCAUCGAUCCCUAUGCUGACCAGUUUAUCGAUGAGAGCCGCUCCCUGCCGAUUAUUCCCGACCUAUUUGAAACGGGAAAUGUUGAUCUUGCUUAUCCAGAACUACUAAGAAAAUGUGUUGAAGUGACAUUGGAUGUUUCUGAUGAGCACGUAAACAAAGUGGAACUCAACACAAGAGAUCAAGCUAGUGGGUCGGGAUUUUUUAGACAUCGUGCUGGCAGAAUUGGUGCGUCUGAAAGUCACGCAGCAUUUCACACAAACAUUGCACAGCCCUCUCAGUCUCAGAUUAAAACAAUUUGUUACCCAAGCCUCUACAUAGUUAACACUAAAGCUACCAGGCAUGGUAAGAGGCAUGAAAGUGAUGCUGUAAAAACUGGUCAUGUGAACUUAACUGUUUAGAAGUGUGGCUUGUUUAUUAACAAAGAACAUGAAUUUCUCCAUGCCACUCCUGAUUUCUUAGUUUCAUGUGACUGUUGUGGCACUGGAUGCGGUGAAGUGAAGUGCCUGAUUAUAAUCAAAGAUGGCAACUUUGAGAACUUUGCUCAGCAGAAGAAUUCCUGCUUAGAAAAAGUGAAUGGACAUUUACAGCUUAGAAAAAAUCACAACUACUACUAUCAGGUGCAGCAGCAGCUUUUCUCUGUGCCUGGAAUCAAGUAUUGUGAGUUUGUGGUUUGUGCCAUUGAUGAGAAAAAGAGCAUGAAUUUAAUAGUGCUGCGCAUAUAUCCAGAUGUGCAGCAUUGGAACUCUGUACUGCCCAAAUUGGAAACAUUUUGGAGAAUAUGUAUUCUUCCAGAUAUUCUAGGGCGAUGGUAUAUCAGAAGAUGCACAGUGCCUCCUAAAUUACCAGAUAAGGAUGGUGUUUGUUUUUACAGGAAAAUCAGACAUGAGGAAACCAUUUCAUGCAGUAACAAAAAUUGCCCUUACAAAAGGUUUCACCCUUCCUGUCUUUCCCUCACUGCCUCGAGAAAGCCAAAGACUUGGUAUUGCCCUCACUGCUCUCAACUUCCCCAGUUCAAGAGAAGAGGUGGUACCAGGACAUCGGCACAACCCCCUACAGUAUCUAUUCAGGCAGCUAUGAAAUUGGACAACAUUUGCAUCUGCAAGGCUAAGCCUAGUACAACAGAGAAGGUUGUAGAAUGCCAUGGAGACAACUGUGAAAAUGGAAAAUUUUUCCACCUUUCCUGCCUCGGUUUAAACAGAAUGCCCAACAAUCAUCAAACAACCUGGAAAUGUUCUGAAUGCAAUAAAGUUGCCACUGUCCAUUCAGCCACCACCAUUACCAAGUAUUUUUCUUCAUCAGAUUCCUCAAGUGGUGAAGGGGAAAGUGAUAUUUCUAUCAUUAAAGUCACUCAUGGCAGCAGUGACAAGUCUAGUCCUCUGGGAAACCUAACUGACUCCCAUUUUGAUUUAAUUCUUAGUCCCACUGGAUGGCUAGACUGUGACAUUAUUCACCAAGCUCAAGUUUUGCUGUGUGGUGAGAAUUCAAGCAUAGAAGGUCUUCAGCGACCAACUCUUGGCCCAGUUAGAAAUUUUGACGUUGUCAGUGGUGAAUUCAUACAAAUUUUGCACACUGGUCACAGUCACUGGGUGUGUGUCAGCUCAAUUGGAUGUGAGCUGGGACAUGUCAAUCUUUAUGACAGCCUGUAUCAUGACUCUGUUUUAACCCAAGAGGUUGAAGAACAAACAAAUGACUUGUUAGGGGGCUGUUUGGUUGCUCUUAACCCUAUGCCAGUGCAGCAGCAAACAAAUGGAAGUGAAUGUGGGGUUUUUGCUAUUGCAUUUUCUACCUGCCUGGUCUUUGGAGAAGAUCCCACAUUCAUAAAUUUUGAUGCUCGAAGUAUGAGAACUCACUUAGCAUCAUGUCUAAGUAAUGGCAAGUUUACUUUGUUCCCUACAUUCUAA
This is a messenger RNA of Pocillopora meandrina, 2667 nucleotides long. The record is from the annotation of a GenBank genome assembly. Lineage: Eukaryota; Metazoa; Cnidaria; Anthozoa; Scleractinia; Pocilloporidae.